Zea mays is the source of this 4261-nucleotide messenger RNA. RefSeq lists its product as uncharacterized. NCBI's taxonomy places the organism in Eukaryota, Viridiplantae, Streptophyta, Magnoliopsida, Poales, Poaceae. Gene Ontology annotation, molecular function: zinc ion binding; mRNA binding. The transcript is spliced from 3 exons. Bases 2519 to 3340 code for a protein of 273 amino acids. The record is from RefSeq and is a predicted model, not a curated record. Gene Ontology annotation, cellular component: nucleus.
GAACCAAGCCCUGCUAGCGGUGUCCGGUCCGGUGCCCACCUAUUUCCUCUCGCAGCCUCUUCUCCCCAAACCCUAAUCUUGCUCCUGCCUAUCUCUGCUCCAAUCCGUUGGUCGAGCGGCGGCGAUGGAGGGGAAGGAGGAAGGUCGGAUCUUCGUGGGCGGCCUGUCGUGGCAAACGGACGAGCGCAAGCUUCAGGACGCCUUUGGUCGCUUCGGCAAGGUCGUCGAUGUUCAGAUUGCCGUGGGAUCUCCCGUGGGACUGAAGGAAGGACUAAACUGCUUCACUCUAAACCAUAUUGAUUCCACCGGUUGCCCCCUUUUUUUCUGUUGCUGCGGGAGGAGGGUAGUGGCGCGAGAAUGGUAAAGGGUAUUUUAUUCUUCUUACAAGUCAUUUGAUGAGUUGUGAACACUUUUAGUCAUGGAACCAAACAUGCAGCAACUAAACUUUAGUUCUUGGACUAAGGAACCAAACAUGCCCUUAGUUGGAAGUAGCAAGGUCGAAUUCUUUGGCUUCAUUAUCGAAAUUAUAAUGAUGAAACGGUGCUUCUUGUCAUGAUGGACUAAAAGAACAUACUAUCCUGUAUGUAUCCUAGCUUCUCAAAGACUAAAGAACUAAGUCUAGUGUCAUUUGUCUAGUAUGAUUCAUAGUUAUUUUCCUAUGUUGAUAGCUUGCUCUCUGAAAUUCAUGAAUACUCACUGCUCUUGUUUUUGCAUUUUUCUUUGCAACUGGUCUCUGUUCUCUUGGCCAUUCUUUGUUUGCCGAGGCUGAAUGAGCGGCAAAUUUCCAGAUAUGGAACACAACGCGACACUUGUUGCUUUCCCGAGCUGAAUUGCUGAUGAGGUUCACCACAGUUAGAUGCCUGAUUUGAGCACUUUGUCUGUGAAAUUGGAUUAAAUAAAUGGAGAACAGCCAUUGGUUCUACUGUUUCUGGUGUUCUGCUAUUUCUUAGUUCAAUUCUGUGGUCUGAUGAAAGAGAGGAGAUGUUACUAAUGAUUUCUUUGGUAGAAUUGGAUGAACAACACCUGUCAUGCCUCCUUAGUUUCUGAUCUGUGGGCAUUCUGCUCAGCCAGCACAAGAGUUGUGUGCACCUGUAGAGAACAACAACAGGGACAAUGCUCAUGACACAGAUUGAUAGAUGAAGUUGGAGGUCAUUGCCAGAUCUGCAUAUGUUACUGCUGUAGUGGGUUGAACUGAUUUGAUUGGCUUAUAAGAUGCAACAGAAAUCAUCAUUUCAUUAUUAGUGUUUGGUUGUGUUCACUGCCCUGGCCAUGUUUUCAGUUGGGUUCAUUGGCAUCCUUGCUGCAGAUAGAAUCAUGACUGCAGUUGGCUUGUUUUGUUUUUGUUGAUAUGACCUGCCUACAUAGCUCCUUGUCCCGCUACCUCCAUCAGCAUUUAGUGAAUUGAUGACAAAUUUGAUCUUUUUUAUGUUUUAUAUUUUUUAAACUAGGUAGAGCUUGCAAUGAUUUAUGGCUGCAACUCUUUUACACAAAUGCUUAUUUCUUAACAGCUGCAGCAAAAUUUGGUAUUUACUUUUUUUGUAUUUCAAACUCAAGCAAGUCCUUUUCUUAAGCUCUCCUUUUUGAAUUUCUUUCUUGUGUAAUACAUUUUUUUUACCAGUGCUGUUAUUGUUUGAGCCUUGAGGGCAGUAACUGUUUCCGUGCUCCGGUAAUGGAAGCUGACUUUUGUUUAGGGUUAAAAUUUGCAUACUGGUAAUUUAUACAGUAUUCAGUUAUCAUUUAUGGGCACUUGAAGGACAAAUGCUGGAACAGAAAUUUGUUGCUAGCCUCACCAGUGUGGACCCUUUGAUCCAUUGUCUGUGUGAUAUUGCUUUCAGCCCCCUCCAUGCUUUGCAUUGCAAUUUUGGGAAGACAAACUGGUUUGACCUAGGAGAUCAGCUAACCAGCAGCUCAGACUUAAAUGUUGUUACCAUUGAAAAGCUAGUUGUUUGCCUUUAAAUUUGGGCACUUGAAGGACAAAUGCUGGAACAGAAAUUUGUUGCUAGCCUCACCAGUGUGGACCCUUUGAUCCAUUGUCUGUGUGAUAUUGCUUUCAGCCCCCUCCAUGCUUUGCAUUGCAAUUUUGGGAAGACAAACUGGUUUGACCUAGGAGAUCAGCUAACCAGCAGCUCAGACUUAAAUGUUGUUACCAUUGAAAAGCUAGUUGUUUGCCUUUAAAUUUGUGCAUUGGCUUAGAUGGUCUGGUAUGCAAGAAUAUGCCAGUGGGCAUAUCUGCUACAUUGUCCUGUCAUCAGAAUAUGCUGAAUUUUUUGAGAAGUUCAUGGCGGUAAUGAUAAAAUUGGUUCCUGCUUGGAAACAGUCCAGUUCUCCAAAACAUGGUUCCCACUCCCAGAGUUCUAUAGCUUUGCUCCUUGUCUGUGUUAAUGAGUUUUGCUGUCUUGGGGAUAGACAAUUUCAUGAAGGUAGUUACAGCUAGAUGCAUCUGUGUCAGGAUUAUGAUUUGUUCUUGUAUUACCGAGAUCCAGGAAUAACCUAGUCUCAGUGCUUCUCUUCUGAGAUCAUGCUGGAGAGACACACAUACCGCCACAGGGGCUUUGGCUUCGUGACAUUCGAAGAUCGAAGGGCAGUUGACAGCGCUAUCAAAGAGAUGCGUGGCCAAGAGUUAGAUGGUCGUACCAUCUCAGUGAACAAGGCUGAGCCUAAGAUGAAUACAGAUGACACAAGGUUCGACAGUGGCGGUGGACGAGGAGAAUAUCGAGGUGGUAGAGGUGAUGGUCCACCCCCUGGCAAUUGCUAUGAGUGUGGCCGUCCUGGUCAUUGGGUCCGUGACUGCCCUAGUGCUGCUGGUGGUCGUUCUGGCAGAUUCCCAUCCAAGUUCAGUGGUGGUGGCAGAGGAGACCGCUUUUCUGGAUCAGAUAGGUUUAAUGAUCGUUACAUGGAUGAUCGUUAUGAUGGUGGUCGUUAUGGGUACCGUGAUCAAGUUGAUGCAAGGGACAAGUAUGGUGGGGGCCGAGAUCGUUAUGCCAAUGAUCGCUACCCCGCUGGUGGCGAUCACUUUGACGGAGACAGGUAUGGAGGUGGCCUGGAUCGGUACGCACCGAAUGGUUAUGGGAGGGAACGAGAAAGAAGUUACGAGAGAGAUGGAGUUCGUGGCGGCGGUGGCUAUGAUAGGAGUGGCUCAAGAGGUGGUGGAAGCUAUGACAGGGAUGGCCCUAGAGGCGGCAAGGGUGGUGGCUAUGUCAGGGAUGGCCCACGCGGUGGUGUUGCUGAUCGUUAUGGUGGUGGAGGACCUGCACGCUAUGAUGGUGGAAGUUACAGGGAGAGGCCUGGGCCAUAUGAUCGCCCUAGCAGGGGAGGAGGUCGUUUUGAUGAACGCCACUGAUGAACUGCCUCUAGACUCGAGCCCCUGGUCUUGUAGUUUAGCCUUUUGCAGUUCUGCAUAGCUUAAUGUUUAAUGGGCUAUGGAAGAUGCCUAAUUUACCCCCCUCUUUGGCACUUCAAUGUCUGCUCUGUAUUUCAACCAGUACUUGGGCGCCGUUGUUGCCUUCUCGAUAAGUUUAUCAAGCUGACUGUUUUUGCAUGAGACGGGUCAUCCUUUGGGCUACUACUCUGCCUGUUGGUCCGGAUGUUUCAGUUGUGCAUGCCGUGCGUCCUGCAGUUAUAGUGGAGUCGAGGUUCUCAGUGAUUGUUUGUCAUUGUUGAUCUGAAUAUCUGGUAUGCAUGGACUGACUAUGUUUUCAGUGAUUGCCUGUCACCGUUGGUCUGAAUAUCUGGUGAACAUAUAUGCUCAGUGACGGUGCUUGUCAAUGUUGUUGGUCUGGAUAUUUGGGUUCGCAAGGAUAUAUUUGCAGUGCUGAGAUGCAAGUGCUUAACCGAACUGUAGCCAAAGUAACCCUAUGCUAGAAGUAACUGGCAACCAUGUUGAAUUGUUAAUCUCGUUAGUUUUUUGUCUGGGGUCUUGAAAAUGCCCUCCAGAUCUCUCACGAGAACGUGAACUUCACCUAUCUUCUCUAUCGAGCUGCAUCGCCCUCUCUUUUGGCGAGCAGGUCUUUGGAUUCACCGUUUGCUUGUGUGAUAUCUGCUUAGUUGUGUGGGGAUGAUCAAGUGGUUGGAAAGCUUUGCUGUGACUGUUCGUUGAUCUUCUUUCUGCCGCUCAUUGGAUCGGAGGACCGUCUUGUUUUUGUGUGAAUGUUCGAGGAACGACACUGUUAACAACUGACCUUUUUAUGUUGACAAAUUACAGAGUUGUUCACCUUGGCAUUAGAUGUUCGUUUGACUUUAAUCUAAAAUGUCUUCUAUUGUU